Fraxinus pennsylvanica is the source of this 975-nucleotide messenger RNA. NCBI's taxonomy places the organism in Eukaryota, Viridiplantae, Streptophyta, Magnoliopsida, Lamiales, Oleaceae. The record is from the annotation of a GenBank genome assembly.
AUGGAUUCAUUGUCAUUUUCUGGAUCAUCGAAAAGGGCAAAGGCACCUGGGAAUGUUACACAAGUUGCUCAGUGCUUGGUGGAUGGGUGUAAUGCGGACCUAAGUCUGUGUCGAGAGUAUCACCGGCGUCACAAAGUCUGCGAGGCACACUCGAAAACUGCAAGGGUCACUAUCGGGGGUCGAGAGCAGCGGUUUUGUCAACAGUGCAGCAGGUUUCAUUCCUUGAUAGAGUUUGAUGAGGGAAAGAGAAGCUGCAGGAAACGUCUUGAUGGCCAUAACAGGCGCCGGAGGAAGCCUCAGCCUGACACCCUGUCCAGAAGUUCUGGUUUGAUGUUUCCUGGUCAGCAAGGUACACGAGUUCUCUCGUUUAAUAGCCCGGAUAUAAUUUCGAAUCCCAUUGCGAGCUCGUCUUGGGCCAGGGCCGCGAAAACUGAGACUAAUAUGAUUCUAUACAACAAUCAACCACACUCAAAUUACAUCGAGAGACAAAAUACAUUUCCUGAAAGUUCGGCUCAUAGCUUUAAAGGAGUAAAUCAACUUCAAUUUUUGCAAAGCGCUCUCCAAAAUGCGCAAGAAAUUUCCAUCUGUCAACCUCUUCUAGAUCCGAAUGCUGCAUCAGGAAGAAAUAAUACCUGCAGCCUUUAUUCUGAUGGGUUAAAUCAAGUCGUUGACUCUGAUCGUGCUCUCUCUCUUCUGUCAUCGGCCCCAGCUGUUUCUCAGGAAUUUGGUUUGGACCAUGUGGUGCAGCAUGAUCCAGUACUCCCAAAUGCACAGUCAGUUCACAGCCUUCAGUAUAUCGGUCUAGGCCAAUACUCGUAUCCUCGAGAAGUUGAAAGCAAGUCAGUAGGGUUUGACAUGGAUUCCCCCCACGGUAGCAAAAACUCCACUGUUCAUUUUCAGGGAAUGUUUAUGAAUGAGCCUGAUGGGUCGUCUACAAGUGGAUCCCACCAAACGCGGACAUUCACUUGGGAGUAA